CCGAGCUUCACCCUCUGAGACAAGACAGUGACAGUCAGCUGUCUCCAGAACACAAGAAGCUAAAAGCUCAGCAUCAGGAGAGUAAAUGACCUGGCCAAGGACACGGAGCAAAUUCACCAUCCCAGCAGCAAACUCACCACCCCAGCAUUGUCCCUGCUGCCCUGCUCGGGGCAGGUCUCUCACAGCGCUGCUCUGCCCUUGUGAAUACUUGCUGUGCCCUUUCAAUGAGCACAGGAGAAAAGCUCCUUCACCAGGAGCCGGAAGGAAACUGGGCAGCAUAAAGAAAAGUUACUUGCUUUAACAACAUCGCCUCAAACUAUCGAAAAAAAAGCCGUCAUUCAAAGGUAAGGAAGAAACUCCUCUCUCGGAGGAGAUGCACAGAGGAAGCCAGCAACAAGUGCCGGCCCUCGGGCGGCCCGGGGAGCUGGCAGCGGCUCCGGCUCAGCCUGCCGUGGCUCCUCUCCCUCCCUCUUUGGCACACAUGUAACACGAAACUUCGCAUCUCCACGACAACCAGCAACAAAAAAAAAAAAAAAAAAAAAAAAAAAAAAAAAAAAAAAAAGAAAGGCAGAGACAACAGCUGGCUGUCAGCAGCGGAGCAGAGAGGAGCCGAACGAGCAGCGAGCCGCAAGGAGCCAGAAUGAGGGGAGAGAUGACGUGAAAGUUUAAGAAGACGGAAAGAACAAGAGGAGAAGCAGAGCUCGCGGUCGGGAAGCAGAAAUCCCAAAGCAGAGAGCCCUUGGAAACAGCAGAAAGUGCAGUCAAUCAGAAAAACAUUUGCUUCCUCACAGAGCCAAGAAGAGAAAACACAAAUCAUUUCACCUCUGCCUCUUCCACCGUCUCUUAGAAUGGAAACAAAAUUGAAAACCUGUUGACACAGAUUCCUGCAGCACUAAGGAUAAAACAGCCGUUUCUGGAGAAGCUCACUUGGGCAUAAAGCCUGGAGAGGUUGUGACAGAAUGUCUUCUGAAGGUUUUCUGAAGGAAGUUCAAGCCAUUGGUGAGAAGUUUCUCCUUAAGCUCCAGAAACUGCCCAAGGCUGAGCCAGUGGAGAUUGUCAGCUUCUGUGUGGUUCUUCUGUUUAUUGUUACUGUGCUGGUGCUCACGAUCAUUGCCUGCAGUUGCUGCUGCUACAGCUGCUGUGGCUGUGAUGGACGCCCUGAUCCCAGACACAGGAAGAGCCAAGUCCGCCCAGCUGCCCAUUCAUGAAGUGACACAACCUGCUAUCGAGGACAUGCCUGGACAUCAUGAUUCAGUGCUAUGGGAAUGACUUUCCACACUAGCCCACUGAAAAUGGCAAUAACAAUAUUAAUUAACAUGACUCAAAGGACCAGAAAUCACAGCGUGGAAUUCCUUCUCUCUGUAACAGCCACUACUGUGACCAGAAAGGUAAAGCUCCUUUACCAUCACUGUGUCCCUCUUCUGGGCUGGGAUGGGGGGAUAGGGCAUGGACACAGAUUGCUGAGAAAAGAGAGAGCUUUUCCAAAGAUAGCCCUGCAGCUGGACCAGCUGAGGAUUCCCCCUGGGACACAGAGCCACAGAGCAAAGCAGAGGCCACACACACAGCCACACACGAGGCACUGCCUGCUCUCCUCACCAGAAGGAUGGUACCGAGUGUUAGCAAAACCCACUGACACCACUGGGAGGUCCAAUUGCUCAGGUCAUCGUGGAUCAAGGCCAAACCUGCUGCAGGAGACACACUUAGCUGAGAUAUCAGCUGAAAACAAAUGGUGGACCCUCUCAUCCAGAUGUGCCAGCUGAGGCUCUGAGUACAGCUGGUAACAGCUGCCCCUGGUGUCAUUUCAUUGGUGAUAUGAUGAUGGGAAAUUGCCAAAGAAGAAAACAAACCAUGUGGAAUACUCUUUGUAAAUAGAAACAUGAAGGCAAAAGGGAAAAAACUCACCAAUCCUAUGGUUUAUUUUGAUCAUUCUCUGCUCAACAUGCUCCCUCUCCACCCCCUGUGGUUCCACUCUUCUGCUUAUUGCAGAUGAAUGGUUCUUGCAGAACAUGGGAACUCUAGGAGAUGAACAAAUCCCAAUCCUUACUUGAGGGAUCUGUGUGCCUGACUCCCUGCACUGUGUGCAGUUUAUUUCAGUAGACAUGAACAUGAUGCCAGGGGUGUGUUUAUGAGCAAGCAUAGAGGCAUUUCGGAGGAGUGACAUGUGAUGGGAACCAUCACUUCAGGGUAUGUGUGCAGCAGCUGACAGUGGGCACUGUGACAGAGCAGAGCCAAGAAUGGGCUGUUGGGCUGGAGUUAACAAGUGCAAAUAAAUCCCUUUUCCAUGCUGCAGCCACUGUGUAUGUUUGGUUUACACUCUGGUGAACUUCCGAAAGGGAUUUACGGACAUACAAGGCUGUGGCACAGCACAAGAAGGCCACAAUUCUGCACUAAACUCUGAACCACUGGUGUUUCAGCCCCAAAUGGGAGACCAACCACCUUUUUUGAAGGUAUAAACAAUUACAUGCAUGUAGAGACGUCAUCUUUUGCCUCUGUAUCCCAUCUAAGCAUACGUAACAAAGUCAACAUUGAGCUAUGGAGAACAGAAUCAUCAAGGAUUUAGCAAUGGGUUUUAAAAUACUCUUUACACUUCAGGAGGUACAGAAAAUAAAGAAAACUCUGUAAAGAUAUGUAUUUUCUCUGUUGCCUGCACCCAUAUUAGUAAAAGGCACAUUACAUCAGCUUCUUAUGUAUUUAAUGCACUUUAUUUUUUGCCAACAAACUGGAUCUAGGUAUUUGGUAUUUUUGUACUGCUGCACGUUGGAAUAUAUCUGCAGCCAGAGGCACAGUGAAUAGUCUAAGAAUUAUAAGAAAAAUAAAAUUCCUGAAAUUACCAGUGUUACUUUUAAAUUAAUAAAAAGCAAAACUUUCC
This is a messenger RNA of Taeniopygia guttata (zebra finch), 2869 nucleotides long. The record is from RefSeq and is a predicted model, not a curated record. Lineage: Eukaryota; Metazoa; Chordata; Aves; Passeriformes; Estrildidae.